ACCACCCGUUCAAUCACCUUGCCCAAGAAUGGAAGAUUUGAGACUGGGCUUGGCUUCAUUAUUUGUGCCUCAAUCUUGCUGGGUAGCUUUGGGGAGGCCCUCUCAAGAGGUUCAGGGAGACCCAGGCCACCUGCAGCUCUUGAGGGCCCUAGCCAUAAUGAUAAUAAAAAAGGGAACAGGAAAACAAGGCACCGAAAAAGAGAGAGAAGGAAAUCAUUUUAUUUUUUAAAUUUAUCAUUGAGUAAAUGCUUCUCUAGUUUUUUUGCUGGGCCAAUGCACUAAUGCGCAGCUCUCGGGUGAAAUUGUUUUGUCACAUUUUGCUCCAAUGCAUGUAUCUGCGCUUCCGGGGCCCUUCUCUGACUGGCCCUGCGGCUUGGUCUUGUCAGCCAGAUGGGGAACCCAGCUCAGUGUGUGUGCAUGCGUGUGACCCGGUGGUUUCUGAGCUUCCUGUUGAAAAGCCCUCGCAACGCGGAAGUUCGCUUUGGCUGAGAUCGGAGAGCGCAGAGCCCCUGAGGCAUCUUGACAGGGCCAGGAUGAGCCGGAGGUCCAAGCCAGCAGCCCGGACGCAGCAGGAGAACGUGUCCUCCUCCCUCCUCGAGGACCAUGAGAACCAGCAGGUCUUUGAACUGUUGGGCAGAAAGUGCACGACCAUGGUCACAACUGUGGCCCAACUCCUCUUGGCCUUGCCUCAAGGCAGCAGAAGCUGGUCCAAGCAAGGCUGCGGGGUCCUGUGCUUCGUGAAGGAUAACCCCAGACGUUCCUAUUUCAUGCGCUUCUAUGAUUUGAAGGAUAGGAAGAUGACCUGGGAGCAGGAAUUGUGCAGCCAGCUGGUCUACUUGGCUCCCACCUCUUAUUUCCACACCUUUUCAGGAGAUGAGUGCAGCGUGGGGCUCAACUUCGCCGAUGAGAAUGAGGCAUACAAUUUUCAACAAAUGGUGGAAGAGAAGAUUCAGAAGAGGAACCAGAGAAUGGAUAGACAGCCGCCACCUCCACCUCCAGUCAAUGAAGACAGAAGACCAGCUCUCCCCCAACCGCCAUCUUCUGCUAUUGACUCAAAUGGACGUGGCGUGCAGCCAAACUCUCCUCCAGCAUCUCUGCCUCUGGCAACGGUUGACAUCCAGAAUCCAGACAUCACAUUUUCCCGCUACCGUGGACUUCCUGUUCCUACUGCAGUGGAGAAAAAGAAGGGGAAGAAAAAGAUUUCAAAGGCUGACAUUGGUGCUCCAAGUGGGUUCAAGCAUAUCCAGCACAUUGGAUGGGAUCCCAACAGUGGAUUUGAUGUGAAUAAUUUAGAUCCCGAUUUGAAAACAUUCUUCUCCCAGGCGGGAAUCAGUGAGGCUCAACUGACCGAUGUUGAGACUUCAAAGAUUAUCUAUGACUUCAUUGAAGGCCAAGGGGGGCUGGAGGCUGUGAAGGAAGAGCUGAGACGACAGGGUCCAAGUCAUCCUCCACCCCCACCCCCAAAUCGUUCUGGCCCUGGACAUAGCCGAAGUGGUCCUCUACCACCCAUCCCGCCUGUAUCAAACAGGGGAGCUGUCCCUUCGCCUCCACAGCCCUCUCGAGGACAGCCCAGCCCUCAGUGGGGACCUCCUCCACCUGUCUCUCGGCCGGGAGCAGCUCGUCCCCCACCACCCCCAGCUGGGUCAGCCCCACCGCCACCCCCACCCCCGCCACCCCCGCCACCCCCUCCUGCAUUCCCAAGUUCUUCCCCAUGUCCCCCUCCCCCUCCCCCCUCUGGAGGGCUUAGCUCACCUGCUGUUGCCUCCACCGGACGUGGUGCAUUACUGGAUCAGAUACGCCAAGGAAUACAACUCAAUAAGACACCUGAUGUGCUGGAACCGCCAUCGCCUGCACAGAGCUCUGAAGGCCUGGUAGGAGCUCUUAUGCAUGUGAUGCAGAAGAGGAGCAAGGUCAUUCAUUCCUCAGAUGACGAUGAAGACAAUGGUGAUGAUGAAGAGGAUGACGAGUGGGAUGACUGAGUCCAGAAGGACGCAAAGCCCGAUCCUUCUGACAAUCUGUUGCUGUCUGAAUUGCUGUGGGCAUUUAAUCAGACUGCUACCUUGUUAUGGUCCCCCUCACAAUCUGUGCAGAAAUCCAGUAGGUGCAAGGGCAGCUCUGCUUUAGCCUCUGCAGUGACAGGUCAUUAUUUUCCCAUUCCUCCUCUCCAGCAUCACUUAGGCUAAAGAAUAAUUGCCAUUCUGUGCACCUGCAAGCCUUUGACAGUCUUAGAAAGUUCGGCUGUAAUCCUCCCUCUUUCAAACCCUCGGUCUUGACAAUACCACUUCUAAUCUCCUCUAACUUUCUAAGAGCCAUAUUAUCUUUCAUCCAGCCCCUUCAUCCUCCUUUCUUUCUCCUCGAUGUAUAAUCUUGUGUGUCUUUAAGAAGUGGUUCCCCCUUUGAGGCCAAUGUGCAGGUAUGAAGAUUACAGGAAUGUAAGCAAAACCUCUGUCUUAUAAAAUAACCAGUGCAUUGUUAACACACAUAAAAAUCCUAGUUGUCUGAAUUAUUUGCACGCCUUUCAGAGGAAUGUUUUCCCUUGCUUUAGUU
Molecule: messenger RNA, 2547 nt
Organism: Podarcis muralis (Common wall lizard)
Lineage: Eukaryota; Metazoa; Chordata; Lepidosauria; Squamata; Lacertidae
Gene: WAS
Product: WASP actin nucleation promoting factor
Biological process (GO): actin filament polymerization
Cellular component (GO): actin filament
Molecular function (GO): actin binding
Source: RefSeq, a predicted model, not a curated record